Molecule: messenger RNA, 2374 nt
Organism: Schistosoma spindalis
Lineage: Eukaryota; Metazoa; Platyhelminthes; Trematoda; Strigeidida; Schistosomatidae
Source: the annotation of a GenBank genome assembly
GAAGACUAGACACUCACAGUAGUUCACUAGCGAAAAUCCAGAACAGGCCGUCAGCGUCCUUCCGUCGAUGUAAGAAUCUGAAUCGAGGGGUAAAUUGUAUAUUGGAUGUAGAAACUAGAUAGCCUUGGGUAGCAGUAAAACAAGUCGACCUUAUAAGCCGUGUCAUGACUUACUAUCACAUCUAUCGGUCAUGACACCUAAACUGGGUUAUUGGAAAAUCAGAGGCCUCGCACAACCAAUUAGACUUCUUUUGGAAUACCUUGAAGAAACAUAUGAGGAACAUGCAUAUGAUCGUAAUGAAGUUGAUGCCUGGCGCAACGAUAAAUUUAAAUUAGGGCUGAAGUUUCCCAAUCUUCCUUAUUAUAUUGAUGGUGAUUUCAACUUAACACAAUCUAUGGCUAUCAUACGUUAUAUAGCUGACAAACACAACAUGUUGGGGGCUUGUCCAGAAGAACGUGCAGAAAUUUCGAUGCUUGAAGGAGAGAUUUUGGAUAUUAAGACGAGUAUUUGGACAAUCGCAUGCAAUAAGGAAUAUAAAACCCUCAAAGUUGAUUUCCUCAACGAACUUCGUGGGAAGCUGAAAAUGUUCGAAGAUCAUUUGUCUAACAAAACGUAUUUGAACGGUAACUGCGUAACUCAUCCUGACUUUAUGUUAUACGACACUCUUGAUGUGGUUUUAUACAUGGACUCACAGUGCUUGAACGAGUUACCAAAAUUAGCUUGUUUCAAACAAUGCAUUGAAGAUUUACCACAAAUCAAGAACUAUUUAAAUUCUAGCAGGUACAUAAAAUGGCCUCUGCUAGGCUGGAGGGCUACGUUUGGAGAUGGAGAUACUCCUUCAAAAUAGAUUAACAGUAAAUCUUCUGGAUACUUGUUCUUGAUUCAUUCAGUGCAAUGUCGAUAGAACAUAUUUAAUGCAGUUCUGGAUUUAUUUCAUUACAAUACAAUUCCGACGUUAAAAUGGGUUCCAAUACAAUUGCUGGGUACUAUAAUGCCGAUUUUAAAUACAAUACGACUAUGAAUUGUUAUAAUUCUAGUAUUUGUCCACUACUACUGUUACUUAAAUCUGUUACACUUUGUUUCUGUUUAUAAUUUCUGCACAUAUCAGUUAACUUAAUUACUUUGAAAUAUACAUUUGAGAAUAUCGUUAGUAUGAGUUUUCACUAAAUCCAUAGGUUAUUAAUCAUUCAGAAUAAUACAAAUACAAUAAUACUGUGUUGUGUUUUACUGAUGUCAACAGAUAUAAGUAGUAUGUACCGUCAAUUAAAAAUGAAAUACCUGGAAGAAGAUCGAAAAAAAGAAUGAGAACAGAAAAUGAUUGACGUGAGAAAAAAGGAACAGUCAAAUCUAAGACAAUGGAUUGACAUUUUACAAAUGAAGAACCUACUGUAUGAUUCUCAGAUUUUGAUGGAGUUAUGUUCUCUAAGCUGGAUGGUUUGGUCGUGGAGCUUUCAUUGUUCUUCUGAACGACAUCAUCAGCACAAACUUCAGAUAGAAGUGAAGCGUUCGAAUUUCUUCAUAUGUGGUUCACAGCUUGUUCUGUACACUUCGAUGUUGAUUGGUUCUUGUUGACCUUAAACUUGUCAUUGUCAAAGCUCCACAACUAAACCAUUCAGCUCGGAGAAUAAAACCCCAUCAAAAUCACCCACCUGAGCCACAAAUCUUCUCCAUCAUCUCAGUUUCUUAGAUUUCACUAAGAGAUUCUGUAAUUUUGUGUUCAAUAUAUAUUCAAUUGUUCCCAUUUGUGUUCUUGCUCACUAUAAUACUAUUAACUACCAUGUUUAAUUAUCGUAAAAACAUAAAACUUUAUUCAUCAUAAACAUUUAUACUAUAAAAAUUUGAUAGUAACAUUUAUUACUAUUAUUAUUAUAAAAUAUAACAUAUUUAACAAAUGCAUAUAGAUCCCUAUAAAAAGAACAAAACGAUUCAUGAUUUCAUAUUAAAUGUAUACACAUGUAUAUAAACACAAAUGGAUGGAUGGAUGAUAUAAAAUGUUUAUUUACAUUACAAAUUUUCAUAUCGUUAUUUGGUCUACAGACAUUUGGUUACAAACAAACCCAGAUUGAAUGAAUUACAAUAGUGUACUAAUUUUUUUUGAAUUUUCAAUAAUGUUUUUUUUAUAUGAUUGGUAGUCUGUAUUAAAUAAUAUAAACUAUACAUAUGUGUUAACGUGUGUACAUUCAACUUAAAAUACCCUGGUAAAUUUGUUUUGAAACAUUUAUAAGAUUGAAUACUAUGACGCUACACAUCACUUAAAUGUUUCAUAUAAUUAAAUUAUUAACAUGAUACUUUACAUAUUUGUUACUUAAACAGAAUGUAUUUUUAUUUUUAUGUAUAUAUGAAUAUGAAUAAAUAAAUUACAAGUGAAUAAUGG